GACGCGGCCUACCUCAGCAAAGACAGAUGUAUGUACGUAAGAAUUUUACUCCUGAGCUUAACCCGCGGGGAGACGUAAUCCCGAAAAUAUUAUCAUUUUUUUCAUGAGGUUUUAUAUCCGAUUAUUUGGUCAGGAUUCAGAGAAUGGUAACUGGUAGUAAACAGGUCGGAGGUUGAGUACAAUUCUUAGAAUUCAGAAUAAUAACAACGUCCCUGUGACUGAAUGCGUGAGUGAAUGUAGGACGCUUAUCAACUAGCAUUGGGUUAAGCGAGUUGAACAUCAUUCUUCUCUGGGCAUUUAUGCCUGUUGUUUACUACCACGGGGUAGCUUGAACCUCUCUUAUUGAAUUUAAUUUUAGUAAUUUAUUAUACAAAUAUUUAUUAUUACUGAAUUGUACAUAUACAUCUAUAUAUAGAUUUAUUCAUUAUUAUACUUACACUCAAUUUAACAUCACGCGUUCAAAAAUGUUUCAAUUUCGCAAGGAUAACAUAUUUUUCGUGUGUAUGACAGUAGGAUUGGCUCUCGUUGCUUCUAAGUACCGUAACAACGUGCUGCGAAGCUUGAGGCAGUUCUGCCAGAACGUAUUCCUUUUUAAUAAAAAUUUAAGUAUCGAAGAUAGAAACUUUUACGUCGAGUCAGAUAAAGUGAUUUUGGUAAAAUCCCCUGAGAAAUGCGAUUACGCCUUGCAGCGUAUUCGUCAUGAAUUAUCAGACGGAGUGUUGGGAUUUGAUUGCGAAUGGGUCAAUGAUGAACGUGUUUCCUUGUUGCAAUUGGCUACUUCCAACGGACUGUGUGUCCUUUUCCGCCUCGACAAAAUCGGCUAUGUUCCCGGCAAGCUUAAGGAAUUGUUGUCGAACAAGCGCGUACUCAAGGUUGGAGUGGCACCCUUCGACGAUGGAAGGAAGUUGACCAGAGAUUUCGGCUGUCAUGUGUACGGAACUCUGGAUCUUAGAGAACAUGCCAGAAGACUAGGCAUUGCCAAUGCAACAGGAUUAGCCGCACUCUGCAAGGAGUAUUUGGGCAUAGAAAUGGACAAAAAUGCAGCAGUGAGACGCAGCAACUGGAACGCUGAUUCUCUCACUAAGGAACAAAUUAAUUAUGCCGCGUCCGAUGCAUUUGCCGCAGUCCUAAUUUAUCACCAAAUGCUGAACAGAGCCCAACAACAACGGUCUUUAUGGGGUAACUUUGUUAUAAAUCUAAAGAAUAUUUGGGAUCAGUCCAAUGAGGACAAACUGCUUAAUCUACCGCAGGGAGAGCUAGAUAUGAGGUUCAGGGCUAACCCAAACAACUUAAUUCAAAAAAAUAAUCAGGAAACUAAUAACACCAACUUGAAAAUCAAGAACAAAUCGACCGUAGUGACGAGAAACAAACCACUGUAUCAUAAUUGUUAUUUGCAAGCACCGGACGGUGAUACGUUGUGUACUUGUGAUCACAAAAAAGCGACAUGGUACGUUGAGAAGGGACUGGGAACCGUGGUGCAGGAGGAACCCUACACUGUAAGAUUAAAAUUCGAACCGUCCGGAAGAGCCCAGGGCGAAGUUGGACGAUAUUAUACGCAGGUCAAGAUAAACCGUUGCGUUGUUUGUGGAGCGACGGAUAAAUUCAUAAGAAAAAACGUCGUACCUAGAGAAUAUCGAAAAUACUUUCCUGUGGUCAUGAAGGAACAUCAGUCUCACGACGUAUUACUGCUUUGCCCGACUUGUCAUCAAAUUAGUAACAUGCAAGAUAUUCGCAUGCGAAAGCGAUUAGCUGAAAUGUGCGACGCCCCGUUAUCUGGACCAUCCAUAAGUGUAGAUGAUGCCUACCAAAGCCAUUGGAGAAGACUCCGUUCUGCUGUACGAGCUCUUCGGAAAGAGUCUAGUCUUCCCAAUCAGAGACGUCUGAUAUUGGAAUCACACGUUUCUGAACUAACUGGACAUAAGGAAAUAACGCCGCAGUUACUGGAUGAGCUUGAUCAGCAAAUAAAAGCAACGCAGCCCUCAGUAUCUGUGCAAACGGGUCGUACGCCACACGGGUUGAAGGUUGUAGAGCAUUUUGAAAGUCAACCUGGCGGUCUUGUCGAGUUGGAACAGCUUUGGAGAGAGCACUUUUUAUCAGCAAUGGAGCCAAAGUAUAUGCCCGAAUUGUGGUCAGUCUGCCACAAUCAGGAGCGUCUACUAAUCCGUCUACAGCAACGCAGGAUAGAACCACAAGAUGCGAAAUUGGCCGGGAUACUUGAAAACGACCAAAAGAUCAGCUGCCAUGCGUAAACGUGACAUUUCCUACGUAAAUAACCGAUUAUUUUUAGAAUAUAAUAUUCCCUGCGGUUA
This is a messenger RNA of Neodiprion fabricii, 2309 nucleotides long. RefSeq names its product exonuclease 3'-5' domain-containing protein 2 (gene Exd2). Bases 465 to 2249 code for a protein of 594 amino acids. Gene Ontology annotation, cellular component: nucleus; cytoplasm. The transcript has 7 exons. The record is from RefSeq and is a predicted model, not a curated record. Gene Ontology annotation, molecular function: nucleic acid binding; 3'-5' exonuclease activity. NCBI's taxonomy places the organism in Eukaryota, Metazoa, Arthropoda, Insecta, Hymenoptera, Diprionidae. Gene Ontology annotation, biological process: nucleobase-containing compound metabolic process.